Talpa occidentalis (Iberian mole) is the source of this 11332-nucleotide messenger RNA. It is a transcript of the gene PLCE1, whose product is annotated as phospholipase C epsilon 1. The coding region runs from base 467 to 7360 and encodes 2297 amino acids. Gene Ontology annotation, molecular function: guanyl-nucleotide exchange factor activity; phosphatidylinositol-4,5-bisphosphate phospholipase C activity. Lineage: Eukaryota; Metazoa; Chordata; Mammalia; Eulipotyphla; Talpidae. The transcript is spliced from 33 exons. Gene Ontology annotation, biological process: small GTPase-mediated signal transduction; lipid metabolic process; phosphatidylinositol-mediated signaling. The record is from RefSeq and is a predicted model, not a curated record.
CUGCUUCUCGCGCCUCCUGGCAGCCGCCCUGCCUCUGACACACAGUAGCCGGGACGCCCGACGCCGCUAGCCAUCGGCGCGCCCCGCGGGGCGCUGCACUGGGGACUCCGCGCGACGGGCUAGCAGAGGAAAGGAAAUGUUCAAAUGAGAUUUUUUAAUUAUUGCAAGUCAGUGAUGGAUCAGAAGUUGCAGAAUACAGUCAAUGAAAGUUUUCAAAUGUGUUUGCUUCAAAUAUCGGAGUUAAAAUUGAUCUACCAACUUAAAACUUUGAUCUAGAAAAACACACUGCACAGAUUGGAAAGUAAUAACUGGGAAAAUAUAUUUGGCUCUUAAUGUAUCUAAAUGAAAGGAAUCACCACUUUAUUUCUCAAGCUGAAUUACUUUAAUAGUCAGUUGUUUGAAAAUCUUCACAUGAUUACCAGGAAGGAAUAACAGAGCAACAGCUAAAACCUGUGUGUCAGUCAAGAUGACUUCGGAAGAAAUGGCAGCUUCUGUUCUGAGACCCGUAACUCAGAGAAAAGUGAUUCCUUCCCAGACAGCUAUGGAUGAAAGUAGUGAAAACAUCUCAGACAUCAGCGUUUCAAAUGUGCAUACAGUCAGGCAGACUUCUCUUACCAUCUCACAACUGAACAAGCUUAGAGAAGAGUCUUCUGAAAGCAACUUGCCUGAGAUUCUCUCAAUAACGCGGGAGAAAAUAAUGAGUGAUGAGAACAGUAAUGAAAAGUGCUGGGAGGAAAGCAUGCCAGAUUCUGUGAAAAAUCUUAACAUUAACUGCAACAACAUACUGAAAAACCAUCAGUGUGGCCUUCCUCAGAGCCACUUUUAUGAAACAUGUGAUUCUGUUGCAGAGGAAGGGCUGUGUUUGGAAACUGAAAUCCCUUCUUCCCUGGAAAGAAAGGUGUUCCCUGGAAUUCAACUGGAAGUAGAAGGACCUCCCAUGGACAUCAGUCCUUUAGGAAAUCAAUCAGAGAUCAAAGAACCCAGCACGGCACUCCCUGACAGCAAUGUGGCAGUAUUUCACUUUCAUUGUGAAGUUGACAGAAGAAUGUCAGACCCUUUCUGUGCCCUCCCAGAUAACUUGAUUUUGGAUGAUUGUGGAAACUGUGUACCACUGCCUGGUGUUGGGAGGGAGCAAAAGAAAAAGUACAUGGCAUAUACUUGUGAACUGAUGGAACUGGCAAAUAACUGUGACAAUAAGAAUGGGCAGCUGCGGUGUGAUCAUUGUGACACCUUGAAUGACAAAUACUUGUGCUUUAAAGAUUCUUGCCAGAAGGCCAACGAAGUAUUUUCAAGCAAAAGCUUUUGCAGAGAGGAGAUUGCUGACAGUCCGCCUGCUGAGACCUUUCUGAGUCAUUUUGAGGACUUCCCUGAUAACUGUGAAGAUGCAGAAGAUUUUUUUAAGAGCAAAAAGGAGCGGUCUACUUUGUUAGUGAGGAGAUUUUGUAAAAAUGACAGGGAAGUUAAAAAAUCUGUGUACACCGGGACAAGGGCAAUUGUGAGAACUCUGCCUUCUGGUCACAUUGGACUGGGAGCUUGGAGUUACGUUGAUCAGAAAAGAAGUAGUCUCUUGUUGCCUCGCAAAAGAGCGAUGGAACGUCUGUCAGCAGUGAUGAGGCAAGCUGGGAGGCGAUAUCGGCCAGAAGCCCAGUGGUAUCUGAUCUACAAUGCAGUGAGAAGGGGAAAAGAAACAGAAGAUACAAUUGGAUCUCUUCUCCAUUUCUUCGUAAAGCUCCCAACCUCAGAGGCAGCCCAUGAAAGGAUUAGCAUUGGCCCGUGCUUAAAGCCGUGUGUCCGGGACACUGUAUGUGAGUAUCGUGCUACCCUCCAAAGGACUUCCAUAUCUCAGUACAUCACCGGCUCUCUCCUAGAAGCCACCACAUCUUUAGGAGCAAGAAGUGGCCUACUCAGUACAUUCGGAGGAUCCACUGGACGCAUGAUGCUGAAAGAACGCCAACCAGGUACCUCUAUGGCUAAUUCCAGUGCCCUCCCUUCAAGUUCAGCUGGGAUCAGCAAAGAACUGGUUGAUCUACAGCCCCUCAUCCAGUUCCCAGAGGAAGUUGCCAGCAUCCUAAUGGAGCAGGAACAGAAUAUUUACCGGAAGGUCUUGCCAGUUGAUUACCUUUGCUUCUUAACUCGGGACUUGGGCACUCCAGAAUGUCAGAGAUCCCUGCCCUCCCUUAAAGCAUCCAUCUCAGCAGCAAUUCUUACCUCCCAGAAUGGAGAACACAAUGCCCUUGAAGAUCUUGUGAUGAGAUUCAAUGAGGUGAGCUCCUGGGUGACGUGGCUGAUCCUCACUGCAGGCUCCAUGGAGGAGAAGCGGGAAGUCUUCUCAUACUUGGUGCAUGUGGCCAAAUGCUGCUGGAACAUGGGCAACUACAACGCUGUCAUGGAGUUCUUGGCUGGCCUCAGGUCACGAAAAGUUUUAAAAAUGUGGCAGUUCAUGGACCAGUCUGAUCUGGAGACCAUGAGGAGCCUGAAGGACGCAAUGGCUCAGCACGAAUCUUCUUGCGAGUACAAGAAGGUGGUGACCCGGGCACUGCACAUCCCCGGCUGUAAAGUGGUUCCAUUUUGUGGGGUGUUUCUGAAGGAGCUCUGUGAAGUGCUCGAUGGAGCCUCUGGCCUCAUGAAGCUUUGCCCGAGGUACAAUUCCCAAGAAGAAACUUUAGAGUUUGUAGCCGAUUACAGUGGACAAGAUAAUUUCUUACAAAGAGUGGGGCAAAAUGGCUUAAAGAAUUCGGAGAAGGAGUCCACAGUCAACAGCAUCUUUCAGAUCAUCAGGAGCUGCAGCAGGAGCCUGGAGGCGGAGGAAGAGGACUGCCCGGGGGAAGGGAGCAGCUCCAGGAAGAAUUCCUUGAAGGAUAAAGCCCGAUGGCAGUUUAUAAUCGGAGAUUUGCUGGAUUCUGAAAAUGACAUCUUUGAACAGUCUAAAGAAUGGGACCUUUAUGGGUCAGAGGAGCCACAGAAGGCCUUUGACCAUGGGACAGAGCUCAUCCCAUGGUAUGUGCUGUCCAUCCAGGCCGAUGUGCAUCAGUUCCUGCUACAGGGGGCCACAGUCAUCCACUAUGACCAGGACACUCACCUCUCUGCCCGCUGCUUCCUCCAGCUUCAGCCUGACAAUAGCACCUUGACCUGGACAAAGCCCACCACGGCCUCCUCAGCCAGUACUAAAGCAAAACUCGGUGUGCUUAGUAACACAUCUGAGCCUGGUAAAUUUCCGUUACUGGGCAGUGCUGGAUUAAGUGGCCUAGCAGAGGGGGUCUUGGACCUGUUUUCAGUGAAGGCUGUGUACAUGGGACACCCUAGCAUUGAUAUACACACUGUGUGUGUUCAGAACAAACUGGGUAGCAUGCUUCUCGCAGAGACUGGUGUGACACUGCUCUAUGGACUUCAAACCACAGACAAUAGAUUAUUGCAUUUUGUGGCCCCAAAGCACACAGCUAAAAUGCUCUUCAGUGGAUUGUUGGAACUCACUAGAGCUGUAAGAAAGAUGAGGAAGUUUCCCGACCAAAGACAGCAGUGGCUGCGGAAACAGUAUGUCAGCCUCUAUCAGGAUGAUGGGCGAUAUGAAGGCCCAACUUUGGCUCAUGCUGUGGAGUUGUUUGGUGGCAGACGAUGGAGUACUCGAAACCCCAGCCCUGGGACAUCAGCAAAGAGUGCCGAGAAGCCUAACAUGCAGAGAAACAACACCUUGGGCAUAAGCACCACCAAGAAAAAGAAGAAAAUCCUUAUGAGAGGUGAGAGUGGAGAGGCAACUGAUGACGAGAUGGCCACCAGAAAGGCUAAAAUGCACAAAGAGUGUCGGAGCCGGAGUGGGUCUGACCCUCAAGACGUUAAUGAACAAGAAGAAUCAGAGGCGAAUGUCAUCGCUAGCCCUCCUAACCCUCUCCCUUCCAGAAGAGCCCACUCUUUGACCACGGCUAACUCCCCUAACUUGGCUGCCGGGACGUCAUCUCCCAUCAGGCCAGUGUCCUCCCCUGUGCUGUCUGCAAACAAGAUCCCAUCCAGUGCAUGGAGCAGCAGCAGCUGGCAUGGGCGGAUCACAGGAGGAAUGAAGGGCUUUCAAAACCUCAUGGUUUCAGACAGUAACAUGAGUUUUGUUGAAUUCGUUGAGCUGUUCAAAUCAUUCAGUGUCAGGAGCCGCAAGGACCUGAAGGACCUCUUUGACAUCUACGCGGUACCCUGCAACCGAGCCGGCCCCGAGCCAGCCCCACUCUACACCAACCUGACAAUCGAUGAGAACACCAGCGACCUUCAGCCUGACCUCGAUUUGUUGACCAGAAAUGUCUCAGAUUUGGGCUUGUUCAUUAAGAGUAAACAGCAGUUGUCGGACAACCAAAGGCAGAUAUCUGAUGCCAUUGCUGCUGCAAGCAUCGUGACAAAUGGCACUGGGGUCGAGAGCACGUCUCUGGGCAUCUUCGGGGUUGGCAUACUCCAGCUCAAUGACUUCCUCGUGAAUUGCCAAGGAGAGCACUGGACCUAUGAUGAGAUCCUCAGCAUCAUCCAGAAGUUCGAGCCUAGUGUUAGUAUGUGUCACCAGGGCCUCAUGUCAUUUGAAGGAUUUGCAAGGUUUCUGAUGGAUAAAGAUAAUUUUGCCUCGAAAAAUGAUGAGUCACAGGAGAGCACUAAGGAGUUGCAGCUGCCCCUCUCCUACUAUUACAUAGCAUCUUCACACAACACCUACCUCACAGGCCAUCAGCUCAAAGGAGAAUCCUCAGUAGAACUCUACAGCCAGGUCCUGCUGCAAGGCUGUAGGAGCGUAGAGUUGGACUGCUGGGAUGGUGAUGAUGGGAUGCCCAUCAUUUAUCAUGGACACACACUGACAACUAAGAUCCCCUUCAAGGAGGUGGUAGAAGCCAUAGAUCGCAGUGCCUUCAUCAACUCUGACCUGCCAAUCAUCAUAUCCAUUGAGAACCACUGUUCGCUGCCUCAGCAACGAAAAAUGGCAGAAAUUUUCAAGACUGUGUUUGGAGAAAAACUGGUUGCUAAAUUUUUAUUUGAGAGUGAUUUCUCAGAUGACCCAAUGCUUCCUUCACCUGACCAACUCAGGAGGAAAGUGCUUCUUAAAAAUAAGAAGCUAAAAGCCCAUCAGACGCCAGUAGAUAUCUUAAAGCAGAAGGCUCAUCAGUUAGCAUCCAUGCAAGCUCAGGCUUAUUAUGGUGGAAAUGCCACUUCUGCACCUGCUAAUAAUGAGGAAGAGGAAGAUGAAGAGGAUGAAUAUGAUUAUGAUUAUGAAUCCCUCUCUGAUGACAACAUUCUAGAAGACAGACCUGAAAAUAAAUCAUGUAAUGACAAGCUUCAGUUUGAGUAUAAUGAAGAAAUUCCCAAGAGGAUAAAGAAAGCAGAUACUUCUGUUUACAAUAAAGGAAAGGUUUAUGACAUGGAAUUGGGAGAAGAAUUUUAUCUUCCACAGAAUAAAAAGGAAAGCAGACAGAUUGCACCAGAGCUUUCUGACCUUGUCAUUUAUUGCCAAGCAGUGAAAUUUCCAGGCCUGUCAACUCUAAAUGCAUCUGGCUCUAACAGAGGAAAAGAAAGGAAAAGCAGGAAGUCCAUUUUUGGCAACAAUCCGGGCAGAAUGAGCCCAGGGGAGACAGCACCGUUUAACAAAACAUCUGGAAAAAGUUCCUGUGAAGGAAUGCGACAGGCCUGGGAGGAAUCUUCUUCCCCCCUCAACCCAACCACAUCCCUCAGCGCUAUCAUUAGAACUCCCAAAUGUUACCAUAUCUCAUCGCUGAAUGAAAAUGCCGCCAAACGUCUGUGUCGCAGGUAUUCUCAGAAACUGAUCCAGCACACCGCCUGCCAGCUGCUGAGGGCCUACCCGGCCGCCACCCGGAUCGACUCCUCCAACCCCAACCCCCUCAUGUUCUGGCUCCAUGGGAUACAGCUCGUGGCACUCAACUACCAGACAGAUGAUCUCCCUUUACAUUUAAAUGCUGCCAUGUUUGAGGCCAACGGUGGCUGUGGUUAUGUUUUGAAACCCCCGGUUCUGUGGGACAAGAAUUGUCCCAUGUAUCAGAAAUUUUCUCCUUUGGAAAGAGACUUAGACAACAUGGAGCCUGCUGUCUAUUCUUUAACUAUUGUCUCUGGUCAAAAUGUGUGCCCAAGCAACAGCACAGGAAGCCCGUGUAUCGAAGUUGACGUCCUCGGCGCGCCUCUGGACAGCUGCCACUUCCGCACGAAGCCCAUCCACAGAAACACCCUGAACCCCAUGUGGAAUGAGCAGUUUCUCUUCCGGGUGCACUUUGAAGAUCUCCUGUUCCUUCGCUUUGCAGUCGUGGAAAACAACAGCUCGGCAAUCACUGCUCAGAGAAUCAUCCCCCUCAAGGCACUCAGACGAGGAUAUCGACAUCUUCAGUUGCGAAACCUCCACAAUGAAGUCUUGGAAAUCUCUAGUUUAUUCAUUAACAGCAGAAGGAUGGAAGAAAACCCCUCUGGCAGUACGAUGCCAGCCUCUUUGAUGUUUAACACAGAAGAAAGAAAAUAUUUGCAGACUCACAGGGUCACAGUACAUGGAGUCCCAGGUCCAGAGCCCUUUACUGUUUUCUGUAUAAAUGGAGGCACCAAGGCAAAGCAGCUUCUCCAACAGAUUCUAACCAUUGAACAAGACAUCAGCCCUAGUGCCACAGACUAUUUUUUGAUGGAAGAAAAAUAUUUUAUAUCUAAAGAAAAGAAUGAAUGUAGGAAACAACCGUUCCAGAGAGUCAUCGGUCUUGAAGAAGAGAUCUCCCAGAUCUUAAGCAGCUGGUUUCCAGAAGAGGGAUAUGUUGGCAGGAUUGUCUUAAAAACCCAGCAGGAAAACUUCGAAGAGAAAUGCAUCGUUCAAGACGACAAGGAGGUGAUCUUGAGCUCAGAGAUGGAGAGUUUCUUUGUCCAGGUCCAUGACGUUUCCCCAGAGCAACCUCGAACGGUCAUCAAAGCGCCUCGCGUCAGCACUGCGCAGGACGUCAUCCAGCAGACUUUAUGCAAAGCCAAAUAUUCCUAUAGCAUCCUGAGCAACCCCAACCCAAGUGACUACGUGCUUUUGGAAGAGGUGGUGAAGGACACUACCAACAAGAAGACGUCUGCUCCAAAGUCCUCCCAGAGGGUCCUUUUGGAUCAGGAGUGUGUGUUUCAAGUCCAAAGCAAGUGGAAAGGUGCAGGAAAAUUCAUCCUUAAGCUGAAGGAGCAGGUGCAGGCAUCCCGAGAAGACAAAAGAAAAGGCAUUUCUUUUGCAAGUGAAUUCAAGAAGCUCACCAAGUCAACCAAACAGCCCCGAGGACUUACAUCACCAUCUCUGGUCUUGGCUUCGGAAAGUGUCCAAAAUAAGGAGGAGAAACCUGUGGGCAGCUUGUCCUCCACUGACGUGAUAGACUAUCGGCAGUGACCCAGGGAAGCAGGUUUUACCCAGGCUUAAACUGGAAAUUGAUGAUUUCUGAACUGAAGCCUUCUUCACGCGAUGUGAGGAAAAGCAAAGUGGCUCAAGGUUAGCUACCGACCAACUCACAGAUGAAAGAAGCAAGUCCAGGAGAUUAUCAUUUUACAAAUGUCAGUGGCUUGCCUUAAUUGACUUAGAACAAGGUCAGAAAAUCUUGUCUGUAAAGAGCCAGGUAUUAACUAUUUUAAGCUUCCUGGGCCAUGUCUCUGUUGCAAUUAUUUGGCUCUGCUGUUGAACAAAAAGCAGCCAUAGACAAUGCACGAGUGAGUGUCUGUGUUCCCAUAAAACCACUUGCAGACACUGAAAUUGAAACAUCAUAUAAUUUUUGCAUCACGAAUAUUCCUUUUUUUUUUUCAGUCAUUUAAAAACUGUUCUUUCAGAGCCGUACAAAAACUGAUAGCAGCUGCAUUUGGCCUAGGGGCCAGAGUUUUCUGGCCCAACUUAGAACUGGGAACAAGAGGCAAGAGGUCUGACAAGUAGCAAGCUAGUUAGUGAUACGAUUUAUAGCUGAGAAAUGGAAGUUUGGGGGCAUUGCAAAUGUAAAUAUGUCCUAUAAGAUUCAUUAAAAAAUAAUUCAAUUUACUUUCUAUAUUGUGUACCAUAAAGUACUCCUCUUUCGGAUUUCUUUUUACAUGUAGAUGAUGUUGGGUUUUUGAAGUUUAUUGCUUAUAUAGUCACAGAUUAUUCCACUUUCGGUUUUCAUAAAACGAUUUUAAAAUGAUGUAUAAUUUAAUAUCUACUGAGUUGUGAUACUAGAUAAGGGAACUUAACCAUUUUUUAAAAGCAAAAGUAGAUUGAGUUGGUGUUUAAAUUUAUUUAUUUUGCAAACUUUGUACUGACACUGUACUUGUAUAUUUAUUAUACAUCACAUUGUUAUGGUUUAUGGGUUGAAGCAUUAGUGGUUCUAUUUCACUAUUUGAAGAUAAAUCUCCUAAAAAGAAAAUGUAUGGUCUGAAUACCUGAAAUGGGCCAGAAUUUCACAUCAAAAAGCUUCCUUUUCAUAUCUCAUUAACUGAAGAGCUAUUGACCUAAGUCAUACUUGCCGCUUAAUGUAAAUUAUUAAAACCUUGCUGUAUAAAGCUAUCAUGUAAGUAUAAAGGAUUCUCCUUAUUCUUGGUAUGAAGCAAAUUAUCUCUUAAAAUGAAAUAUGUAUUCCUCUAAAGUGAAAUCCAAAUUUUAGAUUCCUGUUGAUAUUAAAAUUUAAGACAUUUUUCUUCAAAUGAUAAAACACUAAAAAUCCUAAGUUUUGAAGUUUGUACCAAUUACAGAAAUGAAUAAAACCUAUUUUUAGCAUAUUCUGAAAACAGAAGUAUUAAAAUUACACCCACAACUCCCCUGUCAGUGGAAGUUCUUACUCCUUCAAAACUUUAAAGCAUGAAAAACCACCAUUUGCUUGUUGACAAUGCUGGCUAUUCCAGUUUGACAAGGUUUGUACCAUGCUACAGGUUUCUUCUUUAUAUAUGAACUAAUCAGUCAAUAACAAAUGCUCAAUGCUGCCCCACUUGUUAAAAUACUCCAGACGCUUUAUCAACUUCUAAAAACGAAAAGGCAUUUCCUCCUCUGGCUUGUUGAAAACUGAGUUACCGGUCCAUCUGGCUAGAGUGAAAAUGAAAACUGCUGAGGAAUGAUGAAAAACCAGACUAGACUCUCUAGAAAUGUCAUUUGGCCUUGACGUUUUCUAAGAUGGCAGCCCACCCCAUUCCACCAUGGUCUUUAUGAUAUAAUUGCGAUGGCUGCAGCACAAAAUUCAAAGUGUACCAUAAGACUGGAUUUUAGCGAGUUGCAACCCCACUUGGUUGUUCAUUCCAUUGAGGUUAAAGUACAUUCUCCAUUAUAUUUGACUGUUGGGGAUUUUAGGAGACAUUGCUCAAAAUGUAAAGGGUCUACGAUACUGUUAUAUUACAAUUCACUAGCACAAAAAUAUGAACUUUUUAUUUACAGCUAUCUGAAUUAAAGUUAUAUUAGUAUAUUAAUGGAUGAAAUUAGCCUCUUAUUUAGAAUGCAUCUAAAAUAGCCACCCAGACUAUAAGCAUUACCAUGUAAUAGCUUCCAGAUUACUAAAAAUCUGGAUAAAAAUCACUUAUCAGUAAGGCUGAUAUGGAAACAAAUCUAAAUGUGCAAGCUGGGUUUAUUACAAGAGUUUGAAGAAAAUUAUUUCAAGGCAAUUAACUGAAGCUAAAAAAAAAAAAAGGAGCACGAGUUGUCACCGUUAGAUGGGGCCCAACAUUUAAAAAAACCUAUAGUUGGUAAGAAAGGGUUGGAGUAAGAACCCAGCAUAAUGGGUGAUGGCCUAGAAGAAGCAGAUUAACUUCCUCUUGGUCACCAAUUUAUCUGAAUUUUUUUUUUGCAAAAUUAAGAUUACAUGAGGAUGUUAAAGAGCUGAAGAUCAAGGACAAAUCUGUACAAUAUGUUGUACAGAUUGUACAACACGGUUGUACAAUACAACCUUUGCAGAAAGUGCCCUCUUGACUGAAAGCCUCUUUUUUGUUAUCCUUAGUAAAUACAAAUUACUCAUAAAUUCUCCAGUUUGGCGAUAAAUAGGAAGUCCAGACACAACAGCAGCUAAUGACAGGUGCCUUGUUUUUAAUCAAAUUUGUUUUCAUGCAUCUGGACCACUCUGAAGACAAUGGCGGCUCAUGAAUGCAAGUGGGUGCUCUUUUUAAUCUAUAUUUUCCACUUUAUCUGUUUUCUCCCUCUCUUGUAUCUCUGUAAGCUUCUCGUACUCUGCCCAUAUACUCACAAUUUUUAUUCAACCCUGAAAAGUACUAAAAGCUUGCUUACCUGCCUGGUAUAAUUAGAUUAACUCUAAACCUCAAGGCACCACCAUCCACUCCUGUGCCAAUAAAAAGCAGGACUUCCCUGGAUGGUCAUUGAUCUUAUACUUGGAGUAAGAGGCAACCUCACUUACUCUAGGUGGCUGCCUCUGUCCCUUCAGUUCCUUCCCUCACAUCAGCAAAAGCAAGAAGAGAUGAAUGUGUGAGACCUCCAAAAAUUACUACAAUAAGUCCAAACUUGGGUCAGUAUUUCCUUGACACAGUGCACUGUUAACAACUGAUGUGUUCUCUGUGGGUUUUAUGUAUGCACUUCCUAAAAGCAACCCUUGGCUGAUGAUUAAGGAUUUUGCAAAUAGCUGAAAUGAGUAUUUUUUAAAUACUAAUUGAAUUCUGAUUACCAAGCUAUUCAUAUACAUUUCUUAAAUCCAAAACAUACUGUAUUCAAGUCUGCCAUCAAGCAGGCCUCUGAAACCAUCCCUAUUUUAGAUGACACUUCUCUGAACUUUGAAAUAACUCAUUCUGACACUGAGUUGGGAAUUUGUCACAUUUUGGAAGUGUUUUGUGAAUAAUUUGACUCACUGGGCAAGAUCAUGGAAGGCUCUUACACCCACUUCCCCACUUCAUUUUAAGUGCAUAGCACAGUGCUAAGCACAUAGUAGGUGCUCGAUAUUCGGCUAGUUAAAAAUAAACUAAGGCUGUAGCUUAGUACGGCCUCAAGUCAUGUGUAUGUGUAUUGUUAACUAUUUAGUUCUGAAGGUGAAACUCAUCAAUACAAGGCUCUAUAAGUGAAUGAAUAAUUAACUUUCAUCAAAUUCAUACAGGAUACUCAAAUACUAGAUGUAUAAUUUUAUGGUCAUGAUUCUUUUUGUAACAAGGUUAAAAGUAUAAUACAAGCAUGAAACAGCUAAUGAAUUUCUAUUUCAAAACUGAUUUUUUCACCUAUAUUCUGUUGCCAAAGUGAAGUAUAAAUGUAUUUGCAUGUUUAAAAAAUAAAUGAUUUGUGACAUGUAUUCGUCACUGUGCUCUUGGGGACAGACCGUUCAGUCAUCCAUACAACUACUCAUAACAUUCCUGGACUUUGUUUUCUAUCUAAAGGUGGAUUAAAAGCCAAUUUUAUGCUGAAUCAUAUCUUUCUCAUUAUUAAAUA